AUACAUUUCUGGUUUUAUCGACACAGUUUUCUUUCUAUAAAUUUAUGUAAACUACAAUUAUUUUCUGUAAACGCAAGAAAGAGGACAUUAAUAAAUCUACAAAACAUAUAUGCGAAAGUCCUUUACAUUAACUCAAGUGAAUAAGUGUAGUAUGAAAGCGGCGUGCAUUGUAUAUUAAGGAAAUGUAAUAUACAUAUGUAUAUUCGAAUACAGCAGUACCAUUAUUCUUAUUUACCAGCAAUCAAAUUGCAUUCAUAUACGUAUAAGCCAGUCGCAAUAUGGAUAAAAAGAUCUCAUCAACAUCGCAGCCCCGCAUUUUGAAAAAGAAGCACUUCAGAGUAAAGCAUCAAAAAGUUAAACUGUUUAGAGCCAAUGAACCGAUUUUAAGUGUGUUUAUGUGGGGAAUAAAUCACACUAUUAAUGAAUUAAGUCAUGUAAACAUACCUGUAAUGCUGCUGCCAGAUGACUUUCGUGCUUAUUCAAAAAUCAAGGUGGAUAACCACCUAUUCAAUAAAGAAAACAUGCCGUCACAUUUCAAAGUAAAAGAAUAUUGCCCCCUCGUGUUUCGGAAUUUGCGUGAAAGAUUUGGAGUUGAUGAUGUUGACUACCGCGAGUCGUUAACUCGUUCACAACCCAUACAAAUAGACUCGUCUGGAAAGUCAGGGGCACAAUUUUAUCAAAGCUAUGAUAGGUUUUUUAUAAUUAAAAGUCUAACAUCUGAAGAAAUUGAACGUAUGCACGCAUUUUUAAAGCAAUAUCACCCGUACGUUGUUGAGAGACAUGGAAAAACACUUUUACCGCAAUACUUGGGAAUGUAUCGAAUCACUGUAGAAAGCGUCCAGUAUUACUUCGUUGUCAUGAGGAAUGUUUUUAGCUCCCACUUGACAAUUCACAAAAAGUUUGAUUUAAAAGGUAGUACCGUGGAUCGGGAAGCAUCGGAGAAGGAACUUGAAAAACAUUUGCCGACUUACAAGGAUAAUGAUUUCAUAAAACAAAAAGUGAAAUUGGACAUUGGAAAAGAAGCUAAAGAAAAACUGAUGGACACCUUAAACAACGAUGUGGAUCUGUUGACGAAGUUGCACAUCAUGGACUAUUCAUUAUUGGUUGGCGUACAUGACUGUGUGCGUGCGGAGGAGGAAGCCUUACAAGGAGAUAAUAUUCCAGCUGCCGGUCGCAGUGAGAACAGCGAGAGCGAGGAAUGCGAUAGCGGCGAACGCUGGACGUAUAACACGCCACCAGAUUCUCCAAGAGGUGCACAGUAUAAAGAAGUUGUUUACGAAGUUGAUAUAUAUGACAUUCCAAGUAUUGAAGAAAAACGUGAAAUCUACUUUAUAGCUAUUAUUGACGUUCUUACUCAAUACGGUGUAAAAAAGCAGGCGGCUAAAGCAGCCAAAACCGUUAAAUAUGGCAGUAAUGUUGAUGGUAUAUCGACAUGUGACCCUGACCAAUAUGCCAAACGAUUCCUGGAAUUUAUGGAUAAAGCUAUAGAAUAAAGUAUUAUAACCAUAUUGUAUUUGCCACAUUCAAAAUGUCAAAACCAUAUUUAAAUAAGAUAAAAGAAAUAUAAGAUAUCAUUUCGAA
Drosophila rhopaloa is the source of this 1581-nucleotide messenger RNA. RefSeq names its product phosphatidylinositol 5-phosphate 4-kinase type-2 beta (gene PIP4K). Lineage: Eukaryota; Metazoa; Arthropoda; Insecta; Diptera; Drosophilidae. The coding region runs from base 279 to 1493 and encodes 404 amino acids. The record is from RefSeq and is a predicted model, not a curated record. The transcript has 10 exons. Gene Ontology annotation, molecular function: phosphatidylinositol kinase activity. Gene Ontology annotation, biological process: phosphatidylinositol metabolic process.